AUGGAAAAGUUUAAUAGUUGUGUUUUAAAGAAUUUUUGUGCCUAUUGUUUAAGCCAUAAUUUUACAAGGAGUGUUUAUACAUCCAGAAACAUUUCCUUAUUUUAUGGGAAUAACAAAAAAUAUAUGAAUUCUACUAUAUUGAAUAAUUUAGUUCUUAGAAAGCGAAAAUUUCACGGGGUAAUUAAUUCAUAUUAUGAUAAAUUUGUUUCGCAACUUAAGAAAGAAAUUAAAAAUGAUAAAUUACUUCAAGAUGAUAUUGCAUUUUUGAAGAAAAAAGUCGGUGAUUUAUACUUUAAAAUUUCUAACAAGUCUUCAUUCACAAGUUUUUAUUUUUCAAACACCCAUUUUAAUAUUGCAAUACUUUACAAAAUAAAUCAAAUUUUAUCCAAUCUUAAAUUUUUUAUGGCUAAAAUUUCAUUAAUUUUUUCUCAAUUAAUUACAAGUGACUUUUUUUCAAAGAAUUUAAUCAUAGUCAAAAAUUUAUUUUAUGAUGAAGCAAGCGAAAGUAAAAUUGAGAGAGAGCUUUCAAACUGGAAAUUUGAUCGUAAUCAAGAAAAUCCUGUUGGAAAAAUUAAUAUUCACGAUAAUAAAAUUCGAAAUUUUGAUAAUAAAAACGAUAUAAAAGCUUAUGGAAUCGAAAACUCUGUUGUCCUACAUAAUUUAUCGUUAAAAGAUAGGUUUGGUGCAAAACUCAAGAAUAUGUCAUUAUUGAAGAACAUAUUUGAAAACAAAUAUAUUGAGAUUAUAUUUAAUAGAAAUAAAAUAUCCAGAGCUGUGAAAGAAAUGAAGGCAAUAAAUCCAAAUUUCAAAUUGCCCGAUUUUAUAACAAUUUUUGAAGCGUAUAUUCUCCCAAAAUUCAUGGAUUCAUACUAUACAUGUGACGAGCAUAAAUUGAGAUUGCAUUGUGGAGAUACAGCAUAUAGACAGUUUUACUCGAACAUAAUGGAACUUAAAAAGAUGGGUCUUAGUUUUAACACUAAAAUUCUUCAAUUAGGAGAUAUAGAGCUAAAAGGAGCAGAAAGCUCUGAAGUAAUAUUUUCUUAUAAAGAUAUUAAAUUACGAAAAAGUCAGCCAAUACUAAUUUUUACUUUCAAAACACAACAAAUUAAUUGUUUACAAGAUCAUAACGGAAGAAUAAUAUCUGGUUCUUUUGAUGAUAUCAGAGAGUUACAAUAUUCAAUUUCAGUAACUCCUCAUCCGAAUAUAAAUGUUCUUGGCCUUGAAUACCCAUAUUUAAUAACUGAAUUGUCAGUAAUAGGCUCAACCCCUAUUCUUUAA
Messenger RNA from Cryptosporidium ubiquitum, 1278 nucleotides. Its product is annotated as mitochondrial import inner translocase subunit TIM44. NCBI's taxonomy places the organism in Eukaryota, Apicomplexa, Conoidasida, Eucoccidiorida, Cryptosporidiidae. The record is from RefSeq and is a predicted model, not a curated record. Gene Ontology annotation, molecular function: protein-folding chaperone binding. The transcript has a single exon. Bases 1 to 1278 code for a protein of 425 amino acids. Gene Ontology annotation, biological process: protein import into mitochondrial matrix. Gene Ontology annotation, cellular component: mitochondrial inner membrane.